Messenger RNA from Clonostachys rhizophaga, 1178 nucleotides. NCBI's taxonomy places the organism in Eukaryota, Fungi, Ascomycota, Sordariomycetes, Hypocreales, Bionectriaceae. The record is from the annotation of a GenBank genome assembly.
AUGCCCGAGAUGGGGAAGAGCAAUGCGGCCAACGUCGCAGCAAGCCUACGAUCAAGCUUCCCGGAGAUCAAGCUGGUUAUCAUGUCAGGAAUAUGUGGCGCGGUUCCUGAAUACCGAACCAGUGAAGGGGCCGUCCAAGAGAUUGUGCUUGGCGAUGUUGUCAUUAGUAACGGCAUCGUAUAGUAUGAUCUGAGGAGACAGUACCUAGAUCGCUUUGUUCGAAAUGACUCCUGGCAUGAGAGCUUCCCAAGGCCAUCCCCGGAACUACGGGCUCUAAUUUCCAAGUUGAUGAUCCCGAAGAGACUUAAUGGAUUGAGAAAUUGAGAAAUGAGACGCUUCAGAACUUGGUGAACCUUCACAAGUCUCUGCGCCGAUCUGAAUAUCCUGGACGAAAGUACGAUAUACUGCUUCCACCUUAUCAUCGUCAUAAACAUCACGAGAACUGUGCUACUUGUGUCCAGUCUACGUCUUACUCCGAUCCUGUUUGUGACAUCUCACGCACUUCUCCAUGCUCCCAGCUUGGAUGCGAUAGCUACACUUCCCCUAUCAUGCGAGAACGGCAUGCUACUACACCUCAGCCUCUCGUCCACCUUGGGAAAUAUGCAUCAGGUGACAUGGUCAUGAAGUCAGGCGAGGAUCGAGAUAAGAUUGCAGAACGUGAGAGCGUCAUAGCCUUUGAGAUGGAGGGUGCUGGAGUGUGGGAUAAUUUCCCAUGCAUUGUCAUCAAGGGUGCGUGCGACUAUGCCGAUAGUCAUAAGAAUAAGGAUUUUCAGGGCUAUACCGCAGCAACAUCUGCAGCCUGCACCAAUGCCUUUCUCGAAGAGUGGUUCUUGGCUUCUCAGUCUACCCAAGGUAAAAUCGACUUUAGCUCGUGUUCUGAUCAUAAUGCUGACCAUAAUAUAGGCGGCGCACACAGCGAAUACACUAGGCCAUCACCUGCAAUUCGUGAAAUUGACAUAGUGGCGCUGGAAAUAUUCGGCUUACCUGUCAGCGAGGCCAAUCGCUGCCAUGUGCUCAAGCCCUCGACCUUACACAUCGGAUGCAGACUUUGGCGGAACUUGAAAGUCGACUUGAUGAAAAUUCUUUCACGAAGAGACUGGAAACCGAAUCCUAUAUCAAAGAUUUAUACUAGCGUGCUGUGGGGAGAUGUUUUUAGUCGUUCUGCUUUGAACACAUGA